This is a messenger RNA of Panicum hallii, 1509 nucleotides long. RefSeq names its product skin secretory protein xP2-like. Lineage: Eukaryota; Viridiplantae; Streptophyta; Magnoliopsida; Poales; Poaceae. The record is from RefSeq and is a predicted model, not a curated record. Bases 193 to 1080 code for a protein of 295 amino acids. The transcript has a single exon.
CUGCUCUGCUCCUCACAUAACUCAAAGCACGACGGAGGGAAACCCAACGCCACAAGCCCACACUCCCCUCGACUCUCUCGCCGUUGCUUCCCAAACUACCCCUCCUCCCCCUCCACAGCACCAAGAAGCUCGCGGGAAAUGGCUGCCUAGCUCUGCACUCUGCAGGAAGCGUGAGGCCGGACAAGGGAGGCAAUGGGUUGCUGCGUCAGCAAGAAGUGCGACGAGUCGCCGGGCUCCGUGGGGGAGGCUGCGCGGCGGCGGUCGGAGGCGCGCGACCCGCCGCCGCCGCCGCCGGAGGAGGAGACGGUCAAGGAGGUGCUCUCGGAGACCCCGAAGGCCAAGCCGAGGCCCAGGCCGAGGCGCGUGGCUGCGUCGGCUGGGCAAGAGGCGGGGGAGGCCGUGGCCAAGGCGAAAGUCGGCGGUGCCAGAGUGAAGAAGGAUGGUGGCGGUGGCAGAGCGCGUCGGGCGGCGGGGCCGGCCCGUUCCGGUCCCUCUGGCGACGAGAAGUCGGAGGUGGCGUCCGAGUCCUCGGCCGCGACCACCGCCGCGGGGCCCGAGCGGUCGCCGGCGAAGGCGUCGGCCAGGAGGAGGGCGGCAGCCGUGCCUGGCGAGGCCGCCCGCGGCGCCAGGCGGGACCGGGGCGGCUCUUCCCCUGUCCCAGGCGCCGGCCGCGCUGGUGUCGGCGCCGGCCGCGCGUCGCCCUCGCCGCCGCCCCCGCCGCGGCGGCGCGACACCGGCGAGCGGCCGGGCCGGAGGUCGCCGUCGCCCGCGGCGAAGCGGACGCAGGAGCAGCGCCGAGCGAGCGCGGGUGCCGCCGCCGCGACCCCCGGCACGCAACGUAAGCCGCCCGUCCCGGCGAGGCCGUGCGGCCGCGCGUCGCCGCGGCGCGGGCAGGAGGCGCCCUCGCCUCCCCGGCUCUCGCCGCCGGCGCAGCUGCCGGACGCGCCCGCGGGCUCCGCGUCUCCACCGCCCGCGCCGCUGGCGGAGGAGGAGAAUGCCGCAGCCACCGCCGGCGAGGGCGAGGGGAAGGAGUCCCUGGACAACCCGCUGGUGGCCAUGGAGUGCUUCAUCUUCCUGUAGCGCUCGCUGCUAAUCCUCUGCCGUCGCCGUCCGUCUCCCCGCCUCAGCAGUCAGUUAAUUACCCCCACGGUUAGUUUAGUACCACCAGAAGCAGCAAGUAGGUAGCAGCAGCGUAAUUUGGUGAGUAAUCUCGUGCGGCAACGUUCCCCUGGGUUGUCUUUUUUACCCCCGGGAGAAAAAUUACUCCCAGGUUAUUUCAGUAGCGCCGUCUGAUGCAGAUCAGAAGGCUCUGACGUGCUCUCGUAGUGUGUCAUGUUGUUCCAGUGCCCUCGACGUAAUCUGUAGAGUAUCUUUCCGAGCAGUGCCUGUCUAGCUGUAGCAUUCGGUUUCUUUUGCUUGCAACAUGGAGUCAUUCGGAGCUGGAAAGGUACUCCAUUCGUGUUGCUUUACCAUUAAAAAAAAAAUCUAGCAACCACGUCGUUCGCUCAA